This is a messenger RNA of Nannizzia gypsea CBS 118893, 1308 nucleotides long. Its product is annotated as fumarylacetoacetase. Gene Ontology annotation, biological process: homogentisate catabolic process; L-tyrosine catabolic process; L-phenylalanine catabolic process. Bases 1 to 1308 code for a protein of 435 amino acids. NCBI's taxonomy places the organism in Eukaryota, Fungi, Ascomycota, Eurotiomycetes, Onygenales, Arthrodermataceae. The record is from RefSeq and is a predicted model, not a curated record. The transcript has a single exon. Gene Ontology annotation, molecular function: fumarylacetoacetase activity.
AUGUCGAACGCUUCCUGGCUCCAGAUCCCUCGGGAUUCCCCAUUCUCCCUGGCCAACAUUCCCUUUGGCAUCAUUUCAACAGAAGCACUGGCUGAUCCCCGGCCAGCUGUUGCCAUUGGAGACCAUGCACUGGACCUCUUCGCCUUCUCGUCUGCCGGCGGCUUCUCUAAGCUCUCGUCUUUCUCCUCGCACAUCGACGUCUUCACCAAGCCCACCCUAAAUGACUUUGCUGCUCUGGGAAGACCAGUUCACCGUGAGGUCAGAGGCUACCUACAGGACGUCUUCCGUGACUCUACCCCCUAUCCUGAGGUCCUCAAGACCAACGAGGAGCUCAAGCAGAAGGCCCUCAUCCCCCUCAAGGAUGUUACCAACCAUCUGCCCAUGAGAAUUGGUGAUUACACUGAUUUCUACGCUGGCUUGAACCAUGCCUUCAACGUUGGAGUUCUCUUCCGUGGACCUGACAACGCCCUGCAGCCAAACUACAAGCAUCUUCCCGUUGGAUACCACGGACGUGCUUCUUCCGUGAUUGUCUCUGGCCAGCCUAUCCGCAGACCAAACGGUCAGAUUCUGGCUAACCCAGCUGCCACCCCCAAGGUCCCAAUCUUCUCUCCUUGCAAGAAACUCGACAUUGAGCUUGAAUUGGCUGUUUUCGUCGGCAAGGGCAACAAGAUGGGAGAGCCCAUCCCCAUUGAGCAGGCUGAGGACCACCUGUUCGGUGUCGUCUUGAUGAACGACUGGUCUGCCCGUGACAUCCAGGCAUGGGAGUACGUUCCUCUCGGCCCAUUCAACGCAAAGAACUUUGCUACCUCCAUCACCCCCUGGGUCGUCCUCAUGGAUGCCCUUGAGCCUUUCCGAUCCACCGGCCUCGCCGCUGAGGAAGGUCUGGACAACCUGUUGCCUUACCUCCGUGAGAAGAGACCCGAAAACGUGUACGACAUGCAGCUCCAGUUCGACCUCAAGCCAGCAAACAGCAGCGGCGCCUCGACCGUGGCCAAGACCAACGCAAAGAAUUUGCUCUACUCCUUUGCCCAGAUGCUUACCCACCACUCCGUCACCGGGUGCAACAUGAACACUGGUGAUUUGCUUGGUAGUGGAACCAUCUCCGGUAAGGAGACUGGAACUCUUGGAAGUUUGCUCGAAAACACCCAGGGUGGUAAGCAGCCCAUGAAGCUGGCCGACGGUACCGAGCGUGUCUUCCUCGAAGAUGGUGACGAAGUUACUCUCAGGGGAAUGUGUGGUGAGGAAGGUAGCUAUGUCGGUUUUGGAGACUGUACUGCUACCAUUCUCCCUGCCCACGCUAUCAACUAA